AGUCUUCAAGGCCAGCUCUUUGGUGCCUCCUCUGAUUAGGGAAGGGGUUCCAUUCUGCUCUGUCUCGCCGAUCACAAUUAGAAAAGAACUCUCUGAUCUUGUCCUCGGCGAAGGAAGGAACGUUGAUGCAAACCCCUUUUUUCGAUUUCUUCCGAGGACAAGUAAAAAUGGAGAUCUCGAUGAUUAGGUUACUUGUGUUGGCUGUUCUUUCCUUGAUGGUCACUUCUGUGGUUGGAGAAGGGAAGGGAAUCAGUGUGGCCUAUGAUGGGCGGUCAAUGAUCAUCAAUGGCUCCAGAGAAAUUCUGUUUUCGGGUUCUAUCCAUUAUCCCCGUAGCCCUCCUGAGAUGUGGAAGGACAUCCUGAAAAAAGCCAAAGAUGGAGGGUUGGAUAUCAUCUCGACAUAUGUUUUCUGGAAUGUUCAUGAGCCUGUUCAAGGCCAGUGGAACUUUGAGGGUAAUAAUGAUUUGGUGAAAUUCAUCAGAAUGAUUGGCGAGCUAAAUAUGUAUGUGAUGCUUAGAGUUGGGCCCUUCAUUGAAGCUGAAUGGAACUUUGGAGGAUUUCCAUAUUGGCUAAGAGAGAUUCCUGGCAUCACAUUCCGUUCUGACAAUGAACCAUUCAAGUAUCACAUGCAAAAAUUUGUCUCGAAGAUCAUAGAUUUGAUGAAACAGGAGAAAUUGUUUGCUCCUCAGGGAGGACCGAUCAUUAUGGCACAGAUUGAAAAUGAGUACAACAAUGUCCAGGGUGUGUUCAAGGAAAAUGGUGCUAGAUACAUUCAGUGGGCAGCAAACAUGGCAGUGGCACUACAAACAGGAGUCCCGUGGGUCAUGUGCAAGCAAGAAGAUGCCCCUACUGCAGUGAUCAAUACAUGCAACGGUAGGCAAUGUGGUGACACAUUCACUGGUCCGAAUGGUCCCAAUAAGCCUUCUCUAUGGACUGAGAACUGGACUGCUCAGUACAGAGUAUUUGGAGAUGCACCUUCUCAAAGAACAGCAGAAGAUAUUGCAUAUUCAGUUGCUCGUUUCUUCUCCAAGAAUGGAACUCAUACCAAUUACUAUAUGUACUAUGGUGGGACUAAUUAUGGCAGGUCAGGUUCAUCUUUUGUGACGACUCGCUACUAUGAUGAAGCUCCCAUUGAUGAAUAUGGUUUGCUGAGGGGACCGAAAUGGGGUCAUCUUAAGGACUUGCAUAGGGCAUUAAAACUGUCCAAGAAGCCUUUACUAUGGGGGACUCCCGGUGUGGAAAGGCAGGGCGAUGAUCUAGAGAUUAGAACUUUUGAGAAGCCUGGUGAAAUGUGUGCUGCUUUCCUGAUCAACAACAAAACAAGAGAUGGUGCCACCAUUAAAUUUAGGGGUCAAGAUAUUUACCUUCCCGCAAAAUCUAUUAGCAUCCUCCCAGAUUGCAAGACUGUGGUUUACAAUACUCAAACAAUUGUUGCACAACAGAGCUCGAGGAAUUUUGUACCUUCAACCAAGGCAUGCAAUCUUAAAUGGGAAAUGUUCCGAGAAACCAUUUUAACUACGAAGGACAUGUCAAAUAAGAACAAGAUGCCCCAGGAGCUUUAUGGCCUCACCAAGGAUACCUCUGACUACGCAUGGUACAGCACCAGCAUAAAUUCUGAUGGGACAAAGCAGGGGGAUCUACAGGUUGCAAAUCUUGGCCAUGCAAUGCUUGCAUUUGUAAAUGGAGAAUAUAUAGGGUUUGAACAUGGGAGCGACGUAGACAAGAGUUUUUCCAUGAAGAAGCCCAUAACGUUGAAGCCUGGACAAAAUCACAUAACACUGUUGGGAAUGACAGUUGGAUUUCCGGAUAGCGGAGCCUAUAUGGAGCGUAAAUAUGCUGGAGUCAGAGCUGUAACGAUCGUGAGUGGCAGUCAAACCCGUGAUAUCACGCAGAACACUUGGGGUCAUGAGGUUGGAGUAAGAGGAGAGAAGCUCCAGUUGUACACAGAGCAAGGAGUAGGUAAAGUGCAAUGGACACCAGCUGCAAAGGGAGCAGGACCACCUCUUACAUGGUACAAGACAAAGUUUGAUGCUCCAGAAGGUGAUUGUCCUGUCGCUCUUCGAAUGACCUCCAUGGCCAAAGGUAUGGUUUGGGUCAACGGUAAAAGCAUUGGUCGUUACUGGACAUCUUACCUCACAAGUCUAGGACAACCAUCUCAAUCUGAGUACCAUAUUCCUAGACCCUUCUUGAAACCAGCAAACAAUCUCUUGGUUGUCUUUGAGGAAACUGGAGGGAACCCAGAAGGAAUUGAGGUCCUAGUUAUCAAUAGAGACACAAUAUGCAGCUUUAUGCCCGAGAAUGCUCCAGCUGAUGUGGAUUCAUGGGAAAGGAACGAUAACCAGCUCCGAACUGUAGUGAAAGAACUCAAAUCAGCAGCUAACUUGACUUGUCCUGAUGAUAAACUAAUCAAGUCUGUUGAAUUUGCAAGCUUUGGUGAUCCUACUGGUCAGUGUGGAAACUACACUAUGGGAAAAUGCAAUUCACCAAACAUCCAGAAAGUUGUUGAACAGAACUGCUUGGGAAAGAAAUGCUGCACAAUUCCACUUGACAGAGGAAUUCUGGAUGACAAGAGCAAAGAUUCUUGCCCAGAUUUGAAGUACAAGACACUGGCUGUGCAACUUAAGUGUGCAUCAUAAGGAACACAAAUUAGAGAAUACUAUAUGAUCAGAUAGAGUAAUGGCUUGUUGUGAUUGACUGAUUAUGAGAGAUAUUACACUUGAUAGUGGUCUAAUUAGCCAUGUAUAUAUACUUGAGAGCUUCAACUUUCAAUCUAUAUAUGUUACAAGUA
Messenger RNA from Cornus florida, 2788 nucleotides. Its product is annotated as beta-galactosidase 13-like. Gene Ontology annotation, cellular component: vacuole; cell wall. Gene Ontology annotation, biological process: carbohydrate metabolic process. The coding region runs from base 126 to 2636 and encodes 836 amino acids. The record is from RefSeq and is a predicted model, not a curated record. Lineage: Eukaryota; Viridiplantae; Streptophyta; Magnoliopsida; Cornales; Cornaceae. The transcript is spliced from 19 exons. Gene Ontology annotation, molecular function: carbohydrate binding; beta-galactosidase activity.